AUGACUGUUACUCCCGUUGCAAAAAGUGGCCCUGCCUAUUUUCCUAAUGAGCCCAAAGGUCCCUCUGUGAAAACCAGUACUAUUCCUGGCCCCAAGGGAAAAGCUACCAUCGAAGAAAUCAGUCAGGUUCACGAUGUGGGUGCUGUCAAAUUCCCUGUCGACUACGAAAAAUCAGUCGGUAACUACCUUGUAGACGUUGACGGAAAUGUUCUUUUGGACGUCUAUUCCCAAAUUGCUACCAUUCCCGUUGGUUACAACAAUCCUACUCUUCUCGAAGCUGCCAAGUCUGACGAAGCCGCCAUUGCUAUGAUGAACCGCCCUGCUCUCGGAAAUUAUCCUCCCAAGAACUGGGCCGGUAUGGCACAAGAAGGCGCCAUUGACUUCGCUCCCAAAGGUCAAAAAUAUGUCUACUACCAAAUGAGUGGCAGUGAUGCCAAUGAAGUCGCUUACAAGUUAGCCAUGCUUUACCGCUUCAACAAUUUGCCCAGAGCUAACGGUGCCUAUACCGAAGAAGAAAACACUAGCUGUAUGAAUAACUCUUCACCAGGAAGCCCUGAAAUCGCUGUUCUUUCUUUCCGUCAUUCUUUCCAUGGCCGUCUUUUUGGUUCUCUUUCCACAACUCGCUCCAAGCCUGUCCAUAAGCUUGGUAUGCCUGCUUUCCAAUGGCCUCAAGCUGACUUCCCUGCAUUGAGAUACCCUCUCGAAAAACACACAACUGAAAACCAAGAUGAAGAAAACCGUUGCAUUGAAGAAGUUGAACACAUUUUAAGUACCCAUCAUUGUCCCAUCGCCGCUUGUAUCAUUGAGCCUAUCCAAUCCGAAGGUGGUGAUAACCACGCGUCCAAUGAAUUUUUCCAUAAGCUUCAAGCAACCUUAAAGAAGCACAACGUUCUCUUCAUUGUCGACGAGGUCCAAACUGGAAUGGGCUCUACUGGCGCUAUGUGGGCUCAUGAACAUUGGAACUUGCCAACUCCUCCUGAUAUGGUUACUUUCUCUAAAAAAUUCCAAGCUGCCGGUGUUUAUUACCAUGACAAGAAACUCCGUCCUCAUGCUUAUCAACACUUUAACACCUGGAUGGGAGACCCUCUCCGUGCUAUCCACGCUAAAUAUAUUGCCAAAGAAAUUCGUAACAAGAAUCUUCUUGAUAAUGUCAAAACUGUGGGUGACUUUUUAUACAUGUCUCUUGAAAAAUUGGCUGAAAAACACUCUGGAAAGAUUAAUAACAUUCGUGGUAAAGGAAAGGGUACUUUUAUCGCAUGGGACUGUGAAUCUUCUGCUGCCCGUGAUGCAUUCGUAGGUCGUAUGAAGAUGAAUGGUAUCAACAUCGGAGGCUGUGGUGUUGCAGCAAUCCGUCUUCGCCCUAUGCUUGUUUUCCAGCAACAUCACGCUGAAAUUCUUUUAAACAAAAUUGAUGAACUAAUCUAA
Schizosaccharomyces osmophilus is the source of this 1425-nucleotide messenger RNA. It is a transcript of the gene uga1, whose product is annotated as 4-aminobutyrate aminotransferase (GABA transaminase). Gene Ontology annotation, cellular component: mitochondrion. Gene Ontology annotation, molecular function: pyridoxal phosphate binding. Gene Ontology annotation, biological process: GABA catabolic process. The transcript has a single exon. NCBI's taxonomy places the organism in Eukaryota, Fungi, Ascomycota, Schizosaccharomycetes, Schizosaccharomycetales, Schizosaccharomycetaceae. Bases 1 to 1425 code for a protein of 474 amino acids. The record is from RefSeq and is a predicted model, not a curated record.